Messenger RNA from Clarias gariepinus (North African catfish), 1879 nucleotides. RefSeq names its product chemokine (C-X-C motif) receptor 4a (gene cxcr4a). Gene Ontology annotation, biological process: immune response; brain development; chemotaxis. The record is from RefSeq and is a predicted model, not a curated record. The transcript has 2 exons. Gene Ontology annotation, cellular component: membrane. The coding region runs from base 84 to 1166 and encodes 360 amino acids. Gene Ontology annotation, molecular function: chemokine receptor activity. Lineage: Eukaryota; Metazoa; Chordata; Actinopteri; Siluriformes; Clariidae.
UGUGUGUGUAAGAGAGAGAGAGAGAGUGAGAGAUCGAGACAGAGACAGAGACAGAGAGGGUUUGGGAUUGUCUCAGCUGAAGGAUGUCUUAUUACGAACACAUUAUCCUGGAGGAUGACCUCCUGAUAGAUAACCAGACCGACUUCGGCUCCGGAGACCUCGGCGCUGAUUUCGAGACGCCGUGUAACCCGCAGGGGAACCAGGACCUCCUGAGGAUUUUGCUCCCCACGGUGUACGGGCUGAUCUUCACGCUGGGGCUGGUGGGUAACGGUCUGGUGGUGGUGGUGAUGGGGUGCCAGAGGAAGUCGCGCACCAUGACCGACCGCUACAGGCUGCACCUGUCCGUGGCCGACCUGCUGUUCGUGCUGGCGCUGCCGUUCUGGGCGGUGGACGCGGCGGCGGGCGGCUGGCGCUUCGGCGGCUUCAUGUGCGUGGUCGUGCACAUGGUGUACACGGUGAACCUGUACGGCAGCGUGCUGCUGCUCGCCUUCAUCAGCCUGGACCGCUACCUGGCCGUGGUGCGCGCGACCAGCAGCCAGCCGACGCGCCGCCUGCUGUCCGAGCGCAUCGUCUACCUGGGCGCGUGGCUGCCCGCGGCGCUGCUCACCGCGCCCGACCUGGCGUUCGCGCGCGCCGAGAGCGUCGAGUCGCGCGUCGUGUGCGAGCGCAUCUACCCGGAGGGCGCCGCGCUCGCCUGGAUGGCGGCGUUCCGCGCGCAGCACGUGCUCGUCGGCUUCGUCCUGCCGGGCGUCGUGAUCUUCGUCUGCUACUGCGUCAUCAUCGUCACGCUGUCGCGCGGCUCCAAGGGCGCGCAGAAGCGGCGCGCGCUGCGCACCACCGUCGCGCUCGUCGCGUGCUUCUUCGCCUGCUGGCUGCCGUACUGCGCGGGCAUCGUCGUCGACACGCUCGUGCGCCUCGGCGUCGUCGCGCACAGCUGCGCGCUCGAGAGCGGCCUCGAGACCUGGAUCUUCGUCACCGAGGCGCUCGCGUACUUCCACUGCUGCCUCAACCCGAUCCUGUACGCCUUCCUCGGCGUCAAGUUCAAGAAGUCGGCGCGACGCGCGCUCACCACGGGACGCGGCUCCAGCCUCAGGAUCCUGUCCAAGAAGAAGGGCAUGUCCUCGGUGUCCACGGAGUCCGAGUCGUCCAGCUUUCACUCCAGUUAACCACAACAAACAAACAAACAAACUCACAAACAAAAGAUGUAAAUAUAUUAUUCACAUGGACUGAAGUGACUGAAUGAAUGAAUUAAUGAAUGAGCAGGCUGUGCCUGGGCUCAAAGAUUUAAGCAUUUUAUUUUUUAUUUUUUGUUUUGAUUCUGAUGUUGCCUUGCACCUCCUGGUUCCGGAUUCGAUUCCCACCUCAAGGGUCUGUGUGCAUGUUCUCGGUGGGUUUCCUCUCACAGGCCAAAGACAUGCAGGUUAGGUUAUUAUUAUUUGUUGCUUUCAAAUUGCUCAUAGUGCAUGAAUGUGUGUGCGAUGGAUUGGCACCUCGUCCAGGUUGUACCCCAACUCCUGCCUCAAGUCUCCUAAGACAGGCUUAACGACCCUGAAUACAGGAUAAAGCUGUAUAGAUGAUGAGUGAGUGGGUGUGUUAUGAUGAACUGCACGACAGUACAAGGUUGCAUAAAGCAUCAAAAGAUCACAGAUCCCUCAGUAUUUUUCUGCUUUUGGUCACAUCUGUCACAUCUGCAUUCCUGUAGCUGGACAGAGAAGCGUGUAAAAAGUGUGUUACAAUGAACUGCAUCAUACAUCUUUCUUGUCACUGACUGAUUACGUCUGUUUUUUCCCCAUUUGUGCUUAGAUAAGUGAACACACUGGUUGUGUUAAUGAUUUCUGUUUUUCAGGAUGCACAGAUGUUUUAACAAAAAAAAAACAAA